GAAAUGUUAUUUAAAACUUCCUUGUUUCGGCGACCAUCUUGAAUAUUGAAUAUGAGACUAUUUCGUGUAAACUAUUCGGGGUGUCAGAGGAAAUAAACAUUUUGUUAUAUCAAUUUGUACAGUAAUUGUUUAACCUGGAUAUUGACACCAGAGGUGUGGUCGAAAUAACAAAUAUAAACAUUGCCAUUCUGUCAGUUUUCGACACUCGGAUGACAGCUAUGAGAACUGCACAUUAUUUUGACUUGUUGGUGAUUUGUGUGUCACUAACAAGGACGUGUUAUGGAAUUGGAGAAGAUUGCACUUUGGAAAACUGUUCUGGUUCUGGUGAGAUUUGUGUUGAGGGCAACUGUGCAUGUGACUCCAGCACCCACUACCAAGCUCAAGUAGGAACACAAUGUUCAGCGAAGGGCACCUCCAUAGGUGGAGCAUGUACAGUGCCUGGUCUCGGUUCAAUUGGCUCCGCCUGUAGUGCCUCAAAUUCACAAUGUACAGGGUCCAGUGGUGAGGGUCAAGGAACUUGUUCUUGCUUGAGUGGAAAUUACCAGUCCGCCACAAACGUUUGCAGUCCAAUUGGCACCUCCAUAUGGGGAUCAUGUACAGUGCCUAGGAGCGGCUCAAGUGGCAACCCCUGUAGUUCCCAAAACUCCAUAUGUACAGGGUCGAGUGGCGAGGGUCUUGGAACGUGUUCUUGCUUGAGUGGAUAUUACCCGUCGGCCACAAAUGUGUGCAGUCAAAUUGGCACCUCCAUAGGGGUUUCAUGUACAAAACCUAGCAGUGGCUCAAUUGGCUCCCCCUGUAGUGCCCCUGCCUCACAAUGUACAGGGACCAGUGGCGAGGGUGCUGGAACGUGUUCUUGCUUGAGUGGAUAUUACCCGUCGGCUACAAACGUGUGCAGUACAAUUGGCACCUCCAUAGGGGCCUCAUGUACAAAACCUAGCAGUGGCUCAAGUGGCAACCCCUGUAGUGCCACAAACACACAAUGUACAGGGUCCAGUGGCGAGGGUGCUGGAUCGUGUUCUUGUUUGUAUCAAUAUUACCAGUCUGUCACGAAUGUGUGCAGUCCACAGGUGGGCCUCGGUUCCCAGUGCACCAUGAAAUCAGCAUGUUUAAAUGAAAACUCUGACUGCCUUGGACAUCAGUCUGGUAGUGGAUCAACUUGUCAGUGUACAAACAACUAUUUUGACACAAACACCGUGGACAAUAUUCAGGGAUCGUGUAUCAGAAAGAUUACAUUGGAUAGUCGGUGUGACACUUCUCAUAGCAAUUUGGCCCAGUGUGCUGCUGACAAUGCUAUAUGUGACUCCAGAUAUAGUUAUGCUUGCAAAUGCAGAUAUGGCUAUUAUGUUGAUCCCAGCAAUACAGCAAAAUGUAAAGCAAGACAACCAUUGGGUGGAAACUGUCAGUACAAUACCGAUUGUACAGACUCCAAUGCAGAGUGUGCGAGCUCUAAAUGUAGGUGCGUUGAUGGAUUUUAUGACACAAAUGGGAUUGACAUGGAUGGAAUUUGCAAAUCAGUUGUUGAAUUGCGUGUGACCAACAUAAACUUCCAAGGUAUCACUACCUCACAGUUUUCUGUUAGCUGGGUCAUACCAGAUGAGAAAGGACAAUAUAUUCAGACGUUUGUUGUGGAGUGGAUGCCAAAGGACAAUACUUUUGGAGAUGGAGGAACUAAGACACUAUCUGGCUCACCUACUACAGCCCUGAUUGAUAGUGGAAUAAGUGCAGGAAAAAGCUACACUGUGAAAAUAACUUCUAUAAAUUCUCAACUGGGAGUGAACAGAUCAGUUUUUUCAUCUGCUGAUCAGGAUGCAAAACCAAAUCCACCAACAUGGAAGGAAGCCACUGAUGUAAAUCCUGCAAAUGACCACACAAUAACAGUGUCAUGGAAUGCUCCAUCAGGAAGUGUCUAUGGUUAUCAAGUGAGUUUGGUUGAUGGAUCAACACCAGUCCUAUCAACAGCGGUAUUGCAGUCAACUUCUACCAAACUAUUUUCCACUCAAAUAAAAAAUGGACACUUUUACACUGUACAGAUUAUUAGCAAGAGCCAAAGCAACACUGUUGAUAGUGUUCCACUUAAACAUGUAAUAAAAACUGAAGUUAUAGCACCUGGUCCUCCGACUGGAGCCAAUUGUAAAGACGUUAAAGAUGAAUUCAUUAUAGUCGGGUGGAAUGCUCCUGUAGUACCGAAUGGAGAUCUCCGACAAUGCUUUGUUCAUGUUUAUAAUACAAGUGGUCUGGUGAAAAUUGUCGGUACUGACGCUAUUAUAAAUGAACUUAAGGUCUCAGGUUUAGAUCCAGGGACAUACUAUACGUUCAAAAUAUACACUCAAAACGAAUUGUUCAAUUCCACUUCAUCUGAUGCUACACACUGCCAGACUAAUGCCAGAAUGUCUGAUCCACCUGAAGAUCUCUCCGCAUCGGCAGUGUCAAGUCGAGGAUUUACAGUGUCAUGGCAAAAGCCUGUGAAUACUUACAGUGAAGAAAUACUUGGCUAUUUGUUGCAAGUCAAAGCUGGUGAAACAUGUGUGGUAGAGAGACAAUUUAAGUGUUCGAAUUGUUAUGUAUUAUAUGAUGUAAGUGAAAACCAUAUGAAUAUGAGUUUAUGA
Messenger RNA from Mya arenaria, 2606 nucleotides. RefSeq names its product titin-like. The coding region runs from base 210 to 2606 and encodes 798 amino acids. Gene Ontology annotation, molecular function: protein binding. The transcript has 14 exons. Lineage: Eukaryota; Metazoa; Mollusca; Bivalvia; Myida; Myidae. The record is from RefSeq and is a predicted model, not a curated record.